Molecule: messenger RNA, 1085 nt
Organism: Spodoptera frugiperda (fall armyworm)
Lineage: Eukaryota; Metazoa; Arthropoda; Insecta; Lepidoptera; Noctuidae
Exons: 4
Coding region: 606-1085 (159 amino acids)
Source: RefSeq, a predicted model, not a curated record
CAAUUUUUUUAAAUAAAAAUAGCAAUAAAUCAAUUUACACAAGUAAAAUGCCGCCAAUAAAAAAAUAUUCACCUUUACGCUUUUUACCCCUGAGUCAAAUGAAAAAUUAUAUACAUAUAUCUCUUGUUAUGACUUUUUUAAUUUAAUGAAAAGCCAAGUGGUUUAUAGUAUUACGGAUUACAUCCUAUGAUGACAGGAAAUAAUCAAAAGUAAAAAGAUUUAAUUGCGAUUACAUCAAAUACUGACGCAAUUUUUAAGAUUAAGAAUACUUACAUCUAACUUCGACUUCAUAAUUAAAAAUUAAAAAGAGAAUUUUCGAAAUUAAGUCUGCACACUACUGACUUUUUCUGAAGUAAUCAUUAUUACGCCCUUUUUCCGUUCGUAAAUAAUUUCAUAAGCUGGAAGUAAUCGCGAACGCGCCAAUCAACCAGUUGAAACGUGAAUUUAUUCGUCUAUACUGCGCAUGCGUAAGGUGCGCAGGAGAAGCGUGUGUUUGUUUACUUCUCAUUACGGACGCGCCGCGCGGUGAUAACAGCACGUAUUGAUUGCAUUUCCGCAUUAUUCAUUGAAAUAGGAAUUUAGAGUGUUUAAAAAUUGUUUCCACGAUGUCUGGACGUCGAGGUCGGUCAAAGAAAAUGCUUGAUUUUGUAUUUUCAGGUUGUGAACAUAAUGAAUCUCACACAGCAAAUAGAAAUGACGAACUUUUUCCUCGUAACACAAACAACCAACGGAAUAUCGAAGAGACCGAGGUAGCAAGUUCAGAUGACAAACUACAUGCGUCGCAUUCAAUUCAAAUAAGAAAGAACCAGUUUUUAAGAACUAGUAGUAAAACUACGAGCUACCGAGAAAUUGUGUCAGCUGAUGAAAAUGAAGAACCUUUCUCUCCAGCAGUGUCUGAGUAUACCUAUAUACCUACAGAAAAUUCAAGUCGGUUUUCUAGUCCAGUACGUAGCUUUAAUACUUCAGCUUCGUCUGCGUUGGUGCGAGAUGUAACAACAGCGAUAACAGCUGAUUGCAUAAUUGCUCAGGUCAAAACAGAAACCGCUUUGUAUUUGCGAUGUACAUUUAUGUAUCUCGUACUCUAA